UUGUAAAAGGCGUUUAUGCUAACACCGUCCCUAUAAAGACUAACUCUUUGUUUCUUAUCCUUUGCUUUGUUCACUAACCCAUUUUUCAACGAAUGAUUCAAUUGUACUCAAUCUCCUUGAUACUGUUUUUCCCAGUUCCUUUCUUCACCUAACCCUGCUUCUAUUUCCCCACUUUAAAUAAAUUUAUUUCUUCCACAAACUACCUGAAGCAAUCCACGCAGGUUUUACCUGGCGUGGGUUGGAUUGAAACACACAUGAGAUUGAACUUGUUUCUAUAAUUUAAUAUUUAAGGUAAACCCCUUCUCUUUGCGGCUGUUUUGCGGCUUGUUUCAUUGGGAAUUGAGGCCAUCCAUCUAAUAGGUUUGAGAAUAUUUGAGUGAAACGAAUUGUUAAUGGAUCAAACCAGAAGCGAAGGCAAAAGUGAGGUAUUGGAUCCUGUUCGUGAAGGGGUAAAUAAGAAUUUGAGUCUUUCGGUUGAAGGGGUUGCAAUUGAUGCAGUAGAUGGAGGCAGCUUGGGUGACAGAGUUAGUAUAAGUGGAGAAGUUGGGACUUCAGGAGAGAUGUGUAAGGAUUCGGGAUCCAAUAAGGAGCUAAAGGAUGUGCCUGAGGAAGUUAAGGUUCAGGACAAGGUUGAUCAAGUAAAUAUCAUUGAUAAAUUGCCUGGGAUUGAUCAAGGAACUAGUUAUAAUUCAAACAAUUUCGUUAAUCAGGAAGUGCUUGAGACUGUGGUUGUAAUAGAGUCUGUUCAGACUGAGUAUGUCAAUAGAGAUAAUAGGAAAUCGGAAGCAAAAGCUAAUGAAUCAGAGUUGAACUUGUUAUCCAUGAAAGCUCAAAAGGGGAUGUCUGAAACAGAUAAAAAUUCAUUUGUAAUUGAUAUGAAGAGCAGCAGCCGCAAAGGGUUUUGUGAGAAUUCUGAAGGUGAAAGGAUUUGUAGGAUUUGCCAUCUGGCUCCUGAUGCGACCACUGUUGGCUCUGCUAAUAGUGCUACGAGUGCAGAUUUGAUUCAGCUUGGUUGUGCGUGUAAAGAUGAGCUAGGCAUUGCACAUAUUCAUUGUGCUGAGGCGUGGUUCAAGCUUAAAGGAAACAGAUUAUGUGAAAUAUGUGGUGAGACUGCAAAAAACGUUUCUGGUGUUGCUAAUAAUGGAUUUAUGGAAGAGUGGAAUGAAAGAAGGUUCAGGAACAACGAUGGUAACCCAUGUGGAUGCUGGCGAGGACAGCCAUUUUGUAACUUCUUGAUGGCAUGCCUGGUAAUAGCUUUUGUUCUGCCAUGGUUUUUUCGUGUAAAUAUGUUCUAGCUGGGGAAUCAAACACUAUUAUUCUUGCCUUCAAUUCUUCAUACCUGCUAAUAUAGUGGAGUGGAUGAUUGGUUCGUGGUAUGCAUGCUGUGACGCAUCAUCGAAUUUUAGUGGGAUGUUUAUACUUAACCAUGUGUCUAAGUUGACAUUCUCAAGGUGUGUGCCCUCAAGAUGUGAAGCUUACAUAUAAACCAGCUUGACAAGUGAUCACCAAAUUGUUUCCUUGUUGCAUUCUUUGGAUUGUGUGUGUUGUUCUGAUGUAAAUACUAAUACAUCCGGUUCUUUUUUCUUUUUUUAAGAAAAAAAAUAAACAUAGAAUGUAUUUAACAUUUGGUGGCGAUAAAUCUUAUUUGUAAAGUUAAAGAAUUUGCUGCAGAACAAACUGAAAGAGCCUCUCCUUGUUCCUUUCUCUUUUCCAUUUAUUUUACUUACCUUUGUUGUUGACUUGUAUGCUACAAUCCAAAGAGAAUUGGUUGUCUUGAUGU
Molecule: messenger RNA, 1780 nt
Organism: Gastrolobium bilobum
Lineage: Eukaryota; Viridiplantae; Streptophyta; Magnoliopsida; Fabales; Fabaceae
Exons: 3
Coding region: 393-1295 (300 amino acids)
Molecular function (GO): zinc ion binding
Source: RefSeq, a predicted model, not a curated record